This is a messenger RNA of Boleophthalmus pectinirostris (great blue-spotted mudskipper), 2559 nucleotides long. Its product is annotated as protein FAM171A2. NCBI's taxonomy places the organism in Eukaryota, Metazoa, Chordata, Actinopteri, Gobiiformes, Gobiidae. The coding region runs from base 131 to 2551 and encodes 806 amino acids. The record is from RefSeq and is a predicted model, not a curated record. The transcript has 8 exons.
GCAGCAUCCACGACUCCAUUCUUUUGGCCUGGCAUCCGAGUUAUGUCUCAGUAGCCGCGAAGUCUGAAUUAACCCCGAGAAUCAUGGAAACCCGAGCGACGACCUGCGAGUAGAGAUGUAGGUUAGAAGGAUGCCAGUCCACCGCAUCUCUCGUGUGCUCCUGUGCGUCUGGAUCUGCGCGAUUUGGGAGGCGCUGGCCAAAUCUCUUCCAGAUCAGGGAGCGCUUGAGGUGCAAAUCAAAGUCCAGGUGUUUGACAAUAGUGACUUGUCUCCACUGGCGGAUGCUCUUGUGGAGGUCCAUGGAAAUCAGACCAUUUUAGCGUCCGGGAAAGCAGGAAGUGAUGGCAUCCUCAGAGUCAGCUUUUUAUACCGAGCGGGAACUUGGGUCAUCAUCACUGCCUCUAAACUGGAUUAUGUCACCAACUCUGUACCCUGGCACUCCAACCGCAUCCCACUAUAUGCAUCUGUGAGCCUGUACCUUCUAGUACAGAGACCUGGGACACUCAUUCUUUACGAUGACGUCCUUCAAGUUCUGUCAGGCUCACCAGGAGCUCGUAACCAGCCGUUGGUGCAACUCCAGAGGAAAUCCCUUCAGCUCCCUCCAAACUCCAACUACACGUCUCUGUCAGCGGCUCUGACCACCGCCAAGAGCCAGUACGAGAUCGGGGGCUUCCCUUUCCUCCUGGGACGGGAGACCAACAGCUCAGGUGCUGAAAUUGGCUGGACAGAUCUGACAGCUCUUGCAGUGGUCAGCAUUGAGCUUUACGACAAAGAUGGAAAUCCAAUCCAAGUCUCAGAUCCAAUACACCUCUCUGUCCCUCUGCCCUCGGACACUCGUAACAGGAUGGCCACCAGUGUCCCCACGUGGCUCUAUCAGCCUAAGACAGGUCUGUGGGUCCGGAACGGGACAGGCUACAUUAAAAAGGACGGCUCACAGUUUGUGUGGAACCUUGUGGUUCCUGGGAUGGGAUACUGGUUAGCUGCCUUCCCCACAUCUUCAGGAUUGGGUCUCUCUCACCCGGGUCUGCGGGACAUUACCACAUAUCACACCCUGUUCCUGUUGUCCAUCCUGGGCUCCUUGGCUCUGCUCGUGCUCAUUUUGCUCUGUGUGCUGCUCUACUACUGCAGGAGGAAGUGUCUGAAGCCUCGUCGACAACAGGGCAAGCCCCAUGCAUCCAAUUUAAACAGUGCCAAAAGAGACCAGGGUACUUCCAUGUCUCGUUUGAAUCUCAUUUGCGGCGGCCAUGUUGAAUCUGGAGCAGCUAAUGACAAAUCAGAGCUAGCCGAAUCUCGAGACUAUCACAGCUCACGGGAGGACGUUACCAAACAUGUCCCAGCCCACAAGUCCAGAAACUCGAAAGGCAAAAACAUUUCCAGCUCCCAAAGAGGUGAAAGCUUUCCAAUGAAGGUAACUCGGGCCACUGAAACAAACAAUUUGGACAACCCUCUGCUCCACGAAGACUACAACCGCCACCAUAGCGCCAAUGACAAUCGUGGAUACUCUUCUGACCCCCCAUCGCCACCUCGUUUCCAGGGUUACGUGCCAAACCAGACAGAUAAGCCCCCCGAAUAUUCAGCGGCAGCAGCAGACAGCCUCACCCGACCCACAUCACUCAACACGCAACCAGGACAAAUCAUCUUCUGUAGCUCCAUUGACCAAAUGAAAGAAAACAUGUACCGGAGCAUGGUGCCAACUCUAGUCAUCCCAGCACACUACAUGCGCUUGCCCUCAGAGUUUACCAGCAAAGAUGGAAAGGAUCCAAAAGACCAAGACAAAGAUGGUGGUCCAAUGGGUCAACAGCACCAUCACCAGGGACAGAGGCAGGGCCAGCAGCAAGGUGGAUGUCAAGGAGAUGAUUCGGAAGACCCCAGCUGGGCGUCGGAUUCAUCUGGAGGCCCAGUCACCAUCCCUGUGCUCUUUAACGACUCAACCAUGGCCCAAAUGAACGGGGAGCUGCAGGCGCUAACAGAGAAGAAACUCCUGGAGCUGGGAGUGAAGCAGCACCCACGGGCCUGGUUCAUCUCACUGGAUGGACGGGCCAAUGCCCACGUGCGCCACUCCUACAUCGAUAUCAGCAAUGAUCUGAGUGGUGGAGGCUUUGGAGGUCAAAGUAAUCUACAGAGAGAUGUCAACCUGGAACCUCCUUUAGAAGCUCAAGAGCGUAAACUGGCAGCAAAUCGUAAGGGCAAAGAGGAGCGCUGGGGGUCUGCUCCACGUAAAGGCCACACUGGCACAAGUAGCGGAGGGAAGAACUACUCCAAACUGGCCUAUCCCGACCAUAGCGAGCCCAGCAGCAGUGAGGGUCGCCCGGUGUCGCCAGAGGAGAACUCUCUCACCCCUCUCCUCGAUGAAGGCCCGUCAUCCCGUGGAUCCACCAUCACCAGAAGGGGACGCAGUCGAGUUAGUAGCAGCCGCAGCAGCAACAGUGAGAACCGGCGUGACUCCAUGACCAGCCCAGAAGACGAUCCUGAUGACAAAGAUGAAAACAAGAAGAGUCCAUGGCAGAAGAUCGAAGACAGGCCUCUGAUGGUCUUUCACCCGAGGAAGUAGAAGCUGUA